Molecule: messenger RNA, 2377 nt
Organism: Lampris incognitus (smalleye Pacific opah)
Lineage: Eukaryota; Metazoa; Chordata; Actinopteri; Lampriformes; Lampridae
Gene: tfr1b
Product: transferrin receptor 1b
Exons: 19
Coding region: 64-2364 (766 amino acids)
Biological process (GO): intracellular iron ion homeostasis; iron ion transport
Cellular component (GO): external side of plasma membrane
Source: RefSeq, a predicted model, not a curated record
UCGGGUGGAGAGGAGAGCCCUGCAGCGGAGCACACCCAAGCUUCUCCGGUCCGAGGAACAGCUAUGGAUCGAGUAAGGUCAACAUUCAACAACCUGAUUAAUGGCAAGCGGUACAACAGGUUCACUCUGCAGCCCGAGGAGGAAGGAGGAACUCACAUGGAGGUCAAACUGUCUGAUGAUGCCCUGGAUGACACCACAGAGGUCUCAGACCAGGUGGGGGGCUCGCGCUCCUUCAGACCACCACCUCGGUACCAAAACCGGCGAACUAUUUUCUACGUGACCCUGGGAACCCUGCUCUUCUUCACCAUUGGCUACCUGAUUGGCUAUUUAAGUCCCCAUAAACCCCGCCAGGAAGUGGGAGAGAAGCCCUGCCCGGAAGUGGGAGAGAAGUCCUGCUCGGAAGUGGGAGAGAAGCCCUGCCCGGAAGUGGAAGAGACGCCCGUGGUAGCAGCAGAACCUUCUCUGUACUGGAAUGACAUCACUCGCUUGCUGAGGGAGAAAAUCACCAGCCAGAACUUUGACAGUACUCUCCUUGAGUUCAAUCUGCGCAACCGCACAGCAGGUAGCAACGAGGACAUGCACCUGGGCAACAAGAUCUUCAGCGGGUUUAAGAAUCUGGAGAUGAAAACCUGGACUGACAUCCACUAUGUCCAACUGCAGAAAAUGGACAGCAAGCGUCCGAACACUGUCACCUUUGGUUCCAGCGUGUUCCAACCAAAGGGUUAUCUGGCCUACAGCGCUAAUGGACUAGUCCAGGGAAAGGUGGUGUAUGGGAGCUAUGGACGUAAGGAGGACCUGGAUGUGUUGCAGAAGAAGAACAUUGACCUGAGAGGAAGUGUCAUGCUGCUUAGAGCUGGAAGCAUCAGUUUCGCUCAACAGGUCGCCAAUGCUGCUGAGAAGGGGGCAGCUGCUGUUCUGAUCUACCCUGACCACCAAAACUACCAGGCUAAUACAGAACUCUAUGGACACGUCCAUCUAGGUUCUGGUGAUCCCUACACACCUGGGUUCCCCUCCUUCAACCACACCCAGUUUCCCCCAACUCAGUCCUCUGGCCUCCCCACCAUCCCAGCCCAGACCAUCACCGCCCAGAUGGCUACCACUAUUCUACAGAACAUUGGAGGCCCUGAGGUGGACCCUAGCAGUGGUUUCAACGGCGCCCUGUCUGUGCCCGUCUACAAACUAGGAGGUGUUGAGAACAUAACAGUUGAGGUUAACAACGUGCUAGUCAACACCGAGAUCCACAAUGUGUUCGGAGUCAUCAAAGGCUUCGUAGAUCCUGAUCGAUACGUGGUGUUGGGAGCUCAGAGAGAUGCCUGGGGCCCUGGCUACGCUAGAGCCGCUGUUGGCACCACCAUACUGAUGGAGCUUGCCAAGGCUGUCCACGAGAUGGUGGAGAACGAUGGGUUCAGGCCAAAGAGAAGCUUGGUGUUUGCCAGCUUGAGUGCAGGCGAGUAUGGGAAUGUUGGCCUCACCGAGUGGCUGGAGGGCUACAUGUCAUCCCUUAACAGAAAAGCUUUUACCUAUAUAAGCUUGGAUGGAGUGGUUAUGGGUCGUGGGAGUUUUGUGGCCUCGGCCAGCCCUCUCCUGCAAAGCCUGCUUGAGAGAACCAUGAAAACGGUGAUGGAUCCCCUCGAUUCGAAAACGAUGUAUGACAUGGUGGGAAAAGCCUGGGAGACCAAGGCACUGAGGCCCAUGUCAAUGGAGGACCCUGCCUAUCCAGUCCUGACCUUAUCCGGAAUCCCCUCUGUGUCCUUCCACUUCAUCUCUCCCGAUGUUGAAGCAUAUCCGUACUACGGCACCGUUCUGGACAACAUGGAUCACCUAAAUGCAGAAACCAACCAGCACACCAGUGAGAUGGCCACAGUGGCAGCGCAGUUUGCCGGCCAGAUGGCACUCCGGCUAGUUCAUGACCACGUGCUCUCCCUGGAUGUGAACCGAUACAGCAGCACCAUCACCAAGUCUGUGGUCAAAAUCAACAGCCGCAUCAACCAGCUCUCAAAGUCCGGGCAGUUGGAUGGUGUCAGUGCCAUGUGGCUUAACAGGGCGCGAAGCUCCUUCUCGCGAGCUGCUGCCAGCAUCAGAAACGCCAUCAGCAACACCGACCUCACCGACAAGGAGGCCUGUCGCAUCCUCAAUGACAGGCUCAUGACGGUCGAGCACACCCUCCUGUCUCCGUAUGUUUCCCCCAAGGAGACUCCUUUCCGUCACCUGCUGCUCGGCCGUGGCCCCCACACCCUGGCGGCCAUUUCUGAGAUUACCGACGUGAAGCAGCUCCACACCCAGCUGGCCCUGGCCACCUGGACCCUGCAGGGCUGUGUAGAUGCCAUGGCCGAAAACAUCUGGGACAUUGACAACGAGAUAUAGGAGGCGCAUGUGU